This is a messenger RNA of Dovyalis caffra, 1362 nucleotides long. Lineage: Eukaryota; Viridiplantae; Streptophyta; Magnoliopsida; Malpighiales; Salicaceae. The record is from the annotation of a GenBank genome assembly.
AUGGCGGGAGGCAGUGGAGGAAGAUCUUUGGAACAAACACCAACAUGGGCUGUUGCCGUAGUUUGCUUUGUUCUGGUUUCCAUUUCAAUAAUCAUCGAGUACAUCAUUCAUCUUAUUGGAAAGUGGUUGAAUAAGAAACGCAAGAGAGCUCUUUAUGAAUCACUUGAAAAGAUAAAAUCAGAGCUUAUGCUACUAGGAUUUAUAUCGUUGCUCCUGACAGUAGGACAAAGUCCAAUAUCAAAUAUAUGUAUAUCAAAGAAAAUUGGAGCCACUUGGCAUCCAUGCAAUAAGAAGGAAGAAGCAGAAAUGAACAACAGCGAAGACACAGAAACAGAUUAUGAAAACCGUAGGAAGCUUCUUUCCAUUCCGGAUUCUGCAGGUGAAAGUUUCCGGCGUGUCUUGGCGGCCGGAUCAACCGAUAAAUGCGCUGCUAAGGGUAAAGUUCCAUUUGUGUCUUCAGAUGAGCAAAGAUCCAGAAAGGUUCAGGUUUGCAAGAGAAACAUCGUUUGGAAGAAGGCACUUAAGCUUCUGGACGAAGACACCAAUUCUAAUGUGGAUAGCUGGUAUUCUUAUCUGUGGCUUCCGUUUGUCCCACUGAUUGUGAUCAUUACCAAAAUGGGGCUUAGAAUUCAAGAGAGAGGAGAGGUUGUAAAAGGAGUGCCAGUGGUUCAGCCAGGUGACGACCUCUUCUGGUUCAACCGCCCACACCUCAUUCUCGGUCUCAUCAAUUUUGUUCUCUUUCAGUAUGAAUUCGGAAUUAAAUCUUGUUUCCAUGAGCAUGUGGAAGACAUAGUCAUUAGAAUAUCAAUGGGGGUCCUCAUACAAAUACUCUGCAGCUACGUCACUCUCCCUCUGUAUGCCCUUGUGACACAGAUGGGCUCAUCGAUGAAACCAACCAUAUUCAAUGAAAGAGUAGCAACCGCACUCCGAAAUUGGCACCACACUGCCAGGAAACAUAUCAAACAAAGCAAGGGUUCUGUGACUGCGACCCCUAUGUCGAGCAGACCAACCACACCGUCUCACCAUACGUCCCCCGUCCACCUUUUGCGUUACUAUCGCAGUGAAAUGGACAGUCUCCAGACUUCUCCGAGAAGAUCCAAUGUUGAUGUUGAGCAUUGGGAGACAGAAUCUCCAUCACCCUCUCACCACAAUCACGCCGGCGAGGGCUCGUCGUCACACCGCCACCAGCAACAACUUGAAUUAGCUUUAGCAGCUGGUCACGAAGAAAAUGAUAAGGAUGACAUGGAAACAGGUAUAAAUCAUAAUCAAGUGGCAGCACCACUUCCACAACCAGCCACCACACACCACGAGAUUGAAAUUGUGAGAAAGGAAUUUUCGUUUGAUAGAAGAUCGAGUUUAUAA